Messenger RNA from Nematolebias whitei (Rio pearlfish), 1469 nucleotides. It is a transcript of the gene calb2a, whose product is annotated as calbindin 2a. The coding region runs from base 1 to 864 and encodes 287 amino acids. NCBI's taxonomy places the organism in Eukaryota, Metazoa, Chordata, Actinopteri, Cyprinodontiformes, Rivulidae. The transcript has 11 exons. The record is from RefSeq and is a predicted model, not a curated record. Gene Ontology annotation, biological process: regulation of long-term synaptic potentiation; regulation of presynaptic cytosolic calcium ion concentration. Gene Ontology annotation, molecular function: calcium ion binding. Gene Ontology annotation, cellular component: dendrite; terminal bouton; cytosol.
AUGGACCAGAACACCUGUGGACAGAUGGGCCAGGGCACCUGUGGACAGAUGGGCCAGGGCACCUGUGGACAGAUGGACAAAGACACCUGUGCACAGGUUCUCAAAAGUUACUCAAUAAGUAUUUUUUCUGUCCGUCUCUCAGGUAACGGCUACAUUGAAGGGAAGGAGCUGGAGAACUUCUUCAGGGAGCUGGAGGUGGCCCGGAGAGGAGCAGGAGUGGACCCCUCAAACCCAACAUUCAGAGAAAAGAUGAAGGAGUUCAUGCAGAAGUUUGACAAGAACAAAGAUGGACGCAUUGAGAUGUCAGAGCUGGCCCAGAUUCUCCCGACUGAAGAGAACUUCCUGCUCUGCUUCAGACAGUUUGUCAGCUCCAGCGCCGAGUUUAUGGCGGCGUGGCGGCGAUACGAUACAGAUCGCAGCGGCUACAUCGAAGCAAAUGAACUGAAGGGCUUUCUGUCAGACCUGCUGGAGAAGGCCAACAGACACUACGACGAGCAGAAGCUGCACGAGUACACACAAACCAUACUGAAGAUGUUUGAUCUGAAUGGAGACGGGAAGCUGGGUCUCUCAGAGAUGGCGAGGCUUCUUCCAGUCCAGGAGAAUUUCCUUCUCAAGUUCCAGGGUGUCAAGCUGACGUCUGAGCAGUUCAAUUCCAUCUUUAACUACUAUGACAAGGACGGGAACGGCUACAUCGAUGAGCAAGAACUGGAGGCUCUGCUACGAGACCUUUACCAGACCAACAAGAAGGAGCUGGAUGUGAACAACCUGAUGGGCUACAAGGAGAGCAUCAUGAGCCUGUCCGAUGGGGGGAAGCUCUACCGCGGAGAGCUGGAAAUCGUCCUCUGCAGAGAGCCCAUUGUGUGACUUUCCUUCCUCUCCUUUAUCAUAUUUUUGGUUUCUCUGCCUGCCUUUCUCUCCUCUCUGCUGAGCCCUCACCCAUUUCCACCUGAGUAGCGACACAUACCAGGUGCAUGCGCCGGUCACCUCCCUUUCCAAGAAGAGUCCCCUCCCAAUUAAGAAAGAAUGAUAAUGUGCACUGUCAGCACACGGUAGCUCCUCUUCUUUAAACUGCUCAUUUGUGAAACUUGACGUCUCAUCCACCAGUUUACCCUCAGAUUACCCCCUCAGCUCAUCCUGAUUUACUUCUUCUGACCUCAUCCCUGUUUAUGCCGUGCCUGAAAUGCAAAAAUCUGUGACCCCCCCAACUCUCCACACAAUUUAAAAUCCCAGUUUUCUUUGUCCCGUUCCUCCCCUCGCUCUAACUUUGCAUUAGCCCAACCUGCAGACAGACAUCGAUGUUUGAGUGGUUGCUUUAAAAUCUGUGAUGGAGCUUAAUGAAUCCCCCCCCACACACUUUGCUUCCUUCCUUAAAACAUCUUUCCCAGUUAAACUCUGGUCUUCCAUGAUAUGAUUUUCAAUUUCAUUGUUGGUUUUUUGGCUGAAACUGUCAACAGAAACAUUAAUAAAGU